AUGUCUACUUUGAAUAUGAUUGUCCCUGAAGUUCUUACAAAAUAUAAUUAUGAAUUUUGGAAGACUUUUAUGAAGAUCUAUUUGGUAGGUCAAGGGUUUUGGGACAUUGUGGAUGGAAUUGAACGUAAACCUGAAGAUACUACUACACUUGAGUUCAAGACCUGGAGAGAAAAAAAUGGAAAUGCUCUCCACGCUAUUUUAAUUUCAUGUGAAGAUGAAUUUUUAUCUUUCAAUAAUGUGACGGACUCAGCCAAGGAUGUUUGGUAUCAGUUGAUCGAAAUAUUCCAAGGAUCGGCUAACCAAUUUGGAGCAGGUGGAACGGUUCUUCUUGUUGCAGUUGCAACUGGGCAUUUGAAAAUAGUAGAAAAGUUGGUGGAGAUGAUGAGCCCAGAAGCCAUUUUAGCCAGAACUACACAUACAAAGUCGUUUAAUUUAACUCCACUUCACUACGCCGCUCGUUCAGGAUACACCAAGAUUGCAGAGGUCCCAGUGAAAAAGAAUAAUUAUGCAUUGCGAAUCAGAGACACCAAGCUGGGGCUUAUCCCAGUUGCUGCGGCUAGCUGGUAUGGACACAAGGUCACCACACGAUACCUUUACGCAGUCACUAUGAAGGAAUCGUUGAUUGAGGGAGACUGCAUAAGUGGUGCUGCACUUCUUACUACUUCAAUUUGGCAUGAGAUGUACGGUAAGAAGUCAGGUCCUGCUUUGCAAAUGCAACUAGAGCUGCAAUGGUUUCAGGAGGUGGAGAAAAUAGUACCAUUAGCUAGAGAAUUUCGCAACUCAAAGGGACUGAAACCUCAUGAGGUGUUUACUGAGGAGCACAAAGAUUUAGUAAGAGAAGGGGAGAAAUGGAUGAAGGAUACUGCCAAUUCAUGUAUGGUUGUUGCCACACUAAUUGCAACUUUUACAUUUGCAGCAGCCUUUACUGUUCCAGGAGGAUUUGAUCAAGACUCAGGCUUCCCCAUUUUACUUCAUCACAAGUUGUUCUAUCUUUUUAUAAUGUCAGAUGCAUUAUCACUAUUCUCCUCUUCCACUUCAGUGUUGAUGUUUCUAUCCAUCUACACAUCGCGUUAUGCAGAAGAAGAUUUUCUUGAGUUAUUGCCGAAGCGAUUGAUCAUUGGUCUCUCUACCCUCUUCUUCUCUAUUGCAACAAUGAUGGUGACCUUUUGUGCAACCCUAUUUCUUAUCCUCAAUGAAAAACAUAAGUGUGUUUCAAUUCUCAUCACUUUCUUUGCUGGUGUCCCAGUUACAGUGUUCGUUUUGUUGCAAUUUCCCCUGUUUCUUGACAUGGUUAUUUCCACAUAUCGUCCUGGAUUAUUCAAUAGGCCGAAAGAUAAUAACUUGGAAUACUAG
Messenger RNA from Macadamia integrifolia, 1353 nucleotides. RefSeq names its product ankyrin repeat-containing protein ITN1-like. The coding region runs from base 1 to 1353 and encodes 450 amino acids. Gene Ontology annotation, molecular function: protein binding. The record is from RefSeq and is a predicted model, not a curated record. The transcript is spliced from 4 exons. NCBI's taxonomy places the organism in Eukaryota, Viridiplantae, Streptophyta, Magnoliopsida, Proteales, Proteaceae.